AUGUAUCUUGCCUGUGAUGUAGCGCGCCAAAUCCGACACUAUAAAGAUAACGGUCAGAAUCUACUGUCAAAAUAUAGGGUUCAGCGGCAAUCAGUUCGCUUUCUCCUGAUAGUGUUUCGUAGGACGGCCAUUAUUGAACAGGGUAUUGCCACAGCACGAUCGUGGAAUCGUGGAACCGGAGUGUUCCGUGGCGACGGCACGGCAAUGUGGCCGCCAUCCGUCGACGCUUCGUUUUUUUUCCGCCGCGCUCGUCGUGUGUGGUCGUAG
Molecule: messenger RNA, 267 nt
Organism: Angiostrongylus costaricensis
Lineage: Eukaryota; Metazoa; Nematoda; Chromadorea; Rhabditida; Metastrongylidae
Source: the annotation of a GenBank genome assembly